CAUGCGCUCUUUGAAUAUGUGCAUGUACGAUAUCUGUCAAAUUUUUAUCUUUAAUAAAUUAAUUAUCUCUAUCCAAAAUUCAAAUUAAAAAAGUUACAAUUCCAAAUGCUAAAACAUUUGUAUUUCUCCCAAAGGGUAUCCACUUAUAUGACUAGAUAAAAUUCAAUAGGUAUUUGUAAAGUAAAUGUUAGUCCUAAACAUUUGUUUACAAUCUUUUAAAUUGAAAUGGGUAGUAUCUGAAAACUUAAUUAACUACAAAAUGCUGAUGAUUUUGAUGAGGAGAUAUAAAAGUAUGAUAUUAGCUAGUAUCUUCUUCUUCUAUAUCGGAUGUGGUUUAACGUUAAGUUUCCUUCGUCUUGAAUGUGUUGAUGCCGUAUCAUCAGUAAACAAGGUGACCAAACCAUACAGUAAAUCAGAGUAUGUUGUGCUUAUUGUCAGCGGUCCUGACAAUGAAGAAAAACGUGAUGUAAUCAGAGCUACCUGGGCAAAAUUAGCAACAAACAUAUUCAUUGAAAAUGGGGAAAAGUUGUUUAAAUGGAACCAUACUUGGAUUGGUCAAACUGUACAGCAAGAUCUUAUCAAGUUUUAUUUUGCUAUAGGAACAAAAGGGUUGAGUCGAAACAAAUUGGAUAAAUUAAGAAAUGAGAAUAGUAGAACUCAUGAUUUACUUAUUUUGGAUCAGCUUGAAGAUAGCUAUAGAAAUUUAGCUUUAAAAAUGCUUCAUGCAUUGAGUUGGAUUGACAAAAAUGUGGAAGGGUUAAAAUAUUUGUUAAAAUGUGAUGAUGAUUCAUUUGUAAGGAUUGACCUCAUUGUUAAAGAUUUAGAGGCUUUUGCACCAGAUAUGAGUGAUAGAAAAUUAAGUAAUUAUGUUAGUUAUAAAGAUAAGCUUCCUUCAUAUAAAGGACUGUAUUGGGGAUAUUUUGAUGGCAGAGCAAAAGUUUAUUUGAAUGGCAAAUGGCAGGAACGUGAUUGGUUUCUUUGUGAUCACUAUUUACCAUAUGCCCUUGGUGGAGGAUAUGUAAUAUCACAGAGUAUUGUAAAUUAUAUAGCAAGGAAUGUUGAUGACUUGAGCCAUUAUAUAUCUGAAGAUGUAUCAAUGGGAGUUUGGACAGCGGCUCUGAAGGGUAUUAACAGAGUACACGACAUUAGAUUUGAUACUCAGUGGCAGUCACGUGGUUGUGACGAGCACAUGUUAGUUAGACAUAAUCAGACACUGAGCGAUAUGUUUCUCAUGUACAAAUCGUUAGUACAUUCCCAUGGUGAAAAACUUUGUAAUAAUGAGUUACCACAAAGAAUGUUGUAUCGGUAUAAAUGGAAUGUGCUGCCUAGUAUGUGUUGUAAACAAUAUACAUAAAAAAAUUCUACAGAAAUUUUAUGAUGAGACUCAUGAACUGAAAUUUAAUCCAACCUAUUUAAUAAACUAGUCAAUAGUUAUAUUGUGAAAAUUAUUAUUAGGCCUAUAAUGUGUGCAGGUGUGAAUUUGAAUAGAUGGCGCAAAUAUAUAUA
Molecule: messenger RNA, 1506 nt
Organism: Galleria mellonella (greater wax moth)
Lineage: Eukaryota; Metazoa; Arthropoda; Insecta; Lepidoptera; Pyralidae
Gene: beta3GalTII
Product: beta-1,3-galactosyltransferase 6
Exons: 3
Coding region: 185-1354 (389 amino acids)
Biological process (GO): glycosaminoglycan biosynthetic process
Cellular component (GO): membrane
Molecular function (GO): UDP-galactosyltransferase activity
Source: RefSeq, a predicted model, not a curated record